AUGCCGCCGCCACCCAGUGCCACCCUGCUCGCUGGGCUUCCCGACACACCCGACCUACCAACCACCCCCUGCCUUCAGGAGUACAACCAUGCUGCGCAGCACUACACGGCUGCGCUUGAGCACCUGGAUGCAGCAGCAGGGCCUCCCGGCAUGCUGCAGGCUGGCUCCGAGGCGCUGCGGGUGAUGUUGCUGUCCAACCGCUCGCUGGCGCUCUUCCGGCUGGGCGACUAUGCGGCAGCCACCGAGGAUGCCCAGGCAGUUCUGGAACUGCAGCCCGGGCUCAGCAAGGCUGCCUUUAGGGCUGCCGCGGGGCAGCUGGCGCUUGGGGAUGCGGCGUCGGCGGUGCACCGCCUGCGGGCGAUGCGCUGCGAGGCCGGGGCCAAACCUGCCGACAUGGCAGCAGGCUGGGUGGCUCUGGAGGUGCACGCAGCCGCCCGGUUGGCGCACGAGGAGCGCCGAUCCGCCAGCUCUGGCUCGAGCGAGAAGCAGCAGCAGCAGCUGCAGGUGCUGGCGUGUCAGGUGGCAGCAGAGCUGGCAGCCGAGGCAGAUGGCGAGGCAGGGGCGGAUGCCGACCCGGUGGAGCUGCUGCAGCAGCUGACCAGCCUGCUCGGCAGCGGCGCAGACCAGGACGCAGCUGCCGAGGCGGCGGCGGCCCUGGAGGACCCCGGGCGCCAGUGCUACCAGCUGCUGCUCUUCCACCUGGCCGGCCCCAGCUCCAGCUGCGUGCGGGCGGCCGCCGCCGCGCUGCAAGCAGCCGCCGUGGCAGCCGGCGCCGGCAGCCCGGCGGUGCUGUGGCCCACCACAGUGUGGCUGCGGCUCACUGCCAUGGCUGUGGACUGCUGCUCCGGUGACAGCGCAGCUGCCGCCAUGCAGCUGCUGGGGUGGGCUGCGGCUCGGGAUGCAUGGGUGCGGCAGCACGUGUUGCUCCACCUGCUGCCCGGCUCGCCAGCAGGCCCUGCUCAGGAAAGCCCUGUGGAGCGGAUCCUGGGCCUGCUGGAAGACACCGGCAGGCUGCACAAGGCGGCGCCAGAUGCGGUGGUGGCGGCUGCGCUGCUGCUGCAGCAGUACGCCAGCGAUGUGGCCAGCACAGAGGUGGUGCUGCACUGCCGGCCGCUGCUGCCCCUGCUGCGGGCGGCUGCGGCAGCUCCGGGGAUGGCGGCUUUCCAGCCGCAGGGCAGUGAAGGCGGCGAAGCUUGCGAGGAGGAUGGUCCUGGCGCAGACGGCGGCAGCGCAGAGCUAGACGGCACUGCCAGCCUCAGCAUGGAAGACAUGGAGCAGCAUGCUCUCCAGCAGCUGCGCCGGAAGCUGCAGCAUGUCUUCAUCCCGGAGCUUGUGGCUGUUCGGUCGUGCCUGCUGGGAGCGGCCAGCGCCCUGGCGGGAUCCAGCCGGCACCUGGUGCUGGCAGAGGCGGUGGAGGAGAAGGCGGCCGGCAGCAGCGCUGAUGGAAAGAAGACGGUGGUACCUGGCGCCUUUGUCACGGAGCUGCUGGCCUUUGUGCGAGAGCUGCACGAGCAGCAGCCGCAGCGCACCGCGCCAGUGCUGGGGCAGGAUGGCGCCCCCGAGGCCUACAUCAAGCGCCGCUUUGCAGCCGACUUCAAAGACAACCCGGCAGGCGACUAUCUGCUCUCGCUAGAUCUCCAGGAUGGCGCCACCCAGCGGCCAGCGCAGCAGGCAGCGCCGGCGGGCACGACGCAGCUGGAGCUGGCGCUGGCCCUGCUGCUUCACACGGCUGCCGCUGGCAGCAGCGCCGCGGCCCUGCUGUACCGCAGCGAUCUGUUUGCUCUGUGCAGUGAGCUGUGCGCCUACUGCACCGAGUCGGUCGUGGUGGCAGCACAGCAGCUGUAUGCGGCAGUCGCCGACAGGGUGGUGGCGGCUGCCGAGGAGCUGCUCCAGGGCAGCGAGGUGCCAGCCCUGGCGGCGAUCUUCCUGCACAGCAGCAGCCACGAGCACCGGGUCCGGGCGCUGGGCAGGCUGGCGUCAGCCUCCGCGACCUGCAGCGGUGGCGAGUUUGCGCUGCUGACGGGAGUGGCAGGCCCCCAGUCGGCGGAGGCGCCUGCAUGGGCCAGGGGCAGUACAGUGUACCGGGCCUGGCAGCUGGCACAAGCCAGUGGACAGGAGCAGGGGGCACCCGCGUCAGGCAGCAGCCAGGACUUGCAGCAAGCGACCCGCAGGCUGGUUCUGCGCUGCUGCGAGCGGGCCCAGCAGCAGCAGCAGCUGCCGCCGCUCACACCGCCCGGGGGCGGCGCCUGGGCGGCAAUCGGGAAGAAGGAGAUGAAGCACAUGCUUUGGGAGCACCACCACAACCAGCAGACAGGGGUCAGCGUAGCCGCCAGCCAGCAGGCACAGCAGGAGGUGAACGGUGCGUUUGUGGAGCUCAGGAGGGGCUUCCUGGGAAAGCCGCCGCUGCCACCUAGGCAAGUCCAGCCAGCCGCCCGACCCGGCAUGCAGCGGCAGUCGGCUGUGCAGGCUGCACCCAGCAGCACGGAUGGCAGCCCUGGGGGCAGCGGCGGCGCGGCUGGCGUUACCGCUGGCGUGAGAGAGGUGGCAGCGCGCAGCUACAAGAGCGGUUCUGUGCUCAUUGAAGAGCUGCCAUUCGAUCCAGCAGCAGAUUCCGCGCCCGCCUCCAAACCCGCGCCCGCCCCUCCGCUGCCGCCCCAGGCGACGCCCCCGGGGGCCGCCUGCAGCCCGGACGCUUCGGAGGAGAGAGUAUGGCAGGGCAGCCUGCCUACUGAGGAGGAGGAGGAGGAGGAGGUGCCGGAUCUGCAUGAUGUGUUCGACAGCAGCCGACUGGCGGGGGAGCAGCGGCGGGUGCGUGCCGAGUGGAUGGCGGCGCCGCUGGCCAAGAAAGUCAGGUGGACCCAGACCAGCCUGGACGUCAGCGUGUUCGUCACGCUGCCAGCUGGCACCCGGGCGUCAGAGGUGCAGGUGACAGCGGAGAGCGGCCGCCUGAUGGUCGGCCUGGGGUGGUAUGGGCGGGUGCUGGAUGGCGCCCUGCAUGGCUCGGUGAAGACCAAAGAGUUGCACUGGUGCCUGGAGGACCAGGAGGUGCACGUGAUGCUGGUCAAGGCGCGGCAGAGCUGGUGGAAGGCGCUGUUUGAGGGCGGUCAGGAGAAAAGCUACCGCGAGCUGCUGCACGAAGCGGUGAACGCAGACGAGCCGGUGCCGCCAUACGACGAGCUCAGCGACUCGGCCAAGGGCAUCAUCGCAUCCAUCCAGCAGCGGCAGGCCUACAUCCAAGCAGGCUGCGGCGCCAGGGCGCGGUAUGUGCCCUCGUACGUAGUGCCCCUCCUCUUUAUUCAGCAGCGGCUAGUGAUGCAAGUCCAAGUGGGCAGCCCGCCCCUGACGCUCACCUGCAUCGCCGACACAGGCUCCGGAUAUAUCACGGUGCCCACGCCCCAGGACUGCCCAGGAGCCUCCCAGGCGCUUUAUUCGCCCGCCGCCUCAACCACCGCCGACGCUGGAGCGUUUCCUGCCAAGAACCCGUGGGAUGCCCAGGGCCCACCCGAGCCUGCUAGCCCCUGCCAGACAGCCGACCUGCCUCUCGCCAACGGCUCCACCGCCGCCACCUGCACCUUCAACUUCAACCAGAGCUCCAGCCAGGGCCAGCAGGCAGCCAGCGGCGUGGUGGCGACAGACCAGCUGCGGUUUGGGGCGGGGCUCACCGGAUUCGACACGUGGGAGCAAGUGGAGCUGCGGGCGCCGCUGGGGGCGGUGGCAGCCGUGGCCGACCCCGACGCGUACUGCCGCUCCCCGGCCGCCACCUGCGGCCUCAACACCUGCCCCUCCAGCCUGCUCCUGCAAACCGUCCGCUUUGCGCCCGCCGGCAUCGACAGGGGAGUGGGCCUGUGCGUCAGCGCCAGCCAGCCCAACACCUCCUUCCUCACCCUGGGCGGCGCGUGGCCCUCGGGCGAUGUCGCCUCCCUCCAGUACGCCACCACGCAGCUGCAGCCCGGCCCCAGCAACAGCACCAACGCGGGCUUCUACGGCUACUGGGCGGGUGGUGCGCUGGCGCUCCUGGACACCGCCGCGCCCGGGCUGGAGCUGCCGGCGGCGGUGGUGGGCGCGUAUGUGGCGGCGGUGACGGCCGCUGUGGCCGCCGACCCUCGCCUGGCGCUCCUUUCGGCCGCCCCGCUGGCGGUCAGCGGGCCGAGCCUCGAGGCCGUCUCUGCCGCCUUCCCAAACAUCACGCUGCACAUGCCAGGCAACGCCUCUGUGGCGAUAUCUGCCGGGAGCUUCACCACAGCCAGCGGCAGCAGCGGCAAUUACACCAUCAGCGCUGCAGUGCUGCAGGCGGCCAGGCCGGGGGAGCCUGCCAUGCUGGGCCUGCCGCUGUUUACAGGCCGUGCCACCUCGCUGGGCAAUGGGGUGGCCGUGUUCUCGCAGCUGCUUGGCGCCGGCGGCUGCAGCGCGCCGGGGCCGCUGGGGCCGACGGACGACCCCGGGACGUCGCCGCCGCCCAGCCGCGGCAGCCGCCUGUCCAGGCCGGCUGGGGCGCUGGCCGCUGGAGCCGCGCUGCUUGCGUGUGCCUGCUUGGCAUCUUGA
Molecule: messenger RNA, 4542 nt
Organism: Chlorella variabilis
Lineage: Eukaryota; Viridiplantae; Chlorophyta; Trebouxiophyceae; Chlorellales; Chlorellaceae
Exons: 13
Coding region: 1-4542 (1513 amino acids)
Biological process (GO): protein folding
Cellular component (GO): cytoplasm
Source: RefSeq, a predicted model, not a curated record